AUGACAGACGGCAAGUCCCAGGACUCGUUGAACCUCUCCGAUCUCGGCUCCACUCUCCCACCCAACACAGCCGGUACCAUCGUAUUGCAUCAGUGGUGUUAUUAGUAGUUGUCCCCUUCUUCUUUCUUAUGGUCUUCCUCCUCACUUCGUUUGGGUUCUGAUCGAGUUCAGGGAACACGGCGGGCCUAGUCGCUGCUCUCCAGGUUCCACUCUUCCCUCAUAUCCCCUUAAAACUUUCCAUAGCAUUCUAUUCUGCAUGUCUUCUUCAUUUGUGUAUAGAAUACAGUCUUUCCACUUGUUUUCCGUUUUUUUAUGCAUCUUGCUUUCAUGGAUUCAGAAUAAACUUCAGGCACUUGGGGGGCAUGACGCUAAUGUACUGGAGUCAUUAUCUGACAAAGUAAGGAAGCGUGUGGAGUUCCUGAAGGAGAUACAGGUUUGCCUGACUUGUACAUCUCUUACUUUCGAAGUUUUUUUAGUUUCGCGAGGCUUAUAUUCUUCCAUGGUUUGAUUGCUUACUCUCUCUCGUGAUGAAUCUUGGGUGUGAUGUAAUAUUUUUUGAUAAGAAAUAAGAAAUUCCUCUGAUGCUUCUCUGCUUUACUUGAUAUAAAUUAUAAAUGGACUGUCUUCAUGAAGUUAUUGUUGUCGUUAUAAAUGAUCUUUCCACGUAUUCAGGAGGGAGAUGGAAAAAAAUUCUGUAACAUUUGGAUUAAUUUUCCGUCGUGCCCUUUUUCGAGAUUUUUGUUUAUGUAGCUAGUGGACUUAAAGCUGAGACGCCUUGUUGGAUAUUAUGAACUUUGCUGUCUGUCUCCUUCAUUAGUCAUGGGUUUUUGAUCGUGCUGACAACGUUGGUUGGACCAUGCGACUCAAUGUUACCGGUCACAUUGUUUAACGAAGAAGUCCCUGAAUCCAUUCUAGUCUCAGUUACUAGGCCUUUAAUUGCUCAUUUCUGCGCACAGAAAUUUGAAAUUGAGUGUAUAUAUGUUCAGGCCGUUGUAGAUCAAUACACUACGAUGCUGCUUACAUGUGAGUACAUGAUGCGAUGCGUUCGUAUUUGUGCACUUCCUUCUUCUUUGAAUGAGUCUCUGUGUUUUUUUGUUGUCUCCUAAUUCAGAUUUUGACUUGUGGAUUUUGGUUUCACUAUGCUCUUUAUUAGAGUGAUUCGGAUUGUUCAAGGUUGGGUUGAUAUCUCAUGAUUCAAUCCAAUCGUGAAUGAAAGUGAUCAAGCAGUAGCGAGAUGAUGUUAGUUUGCUUGUUGUUCUCUUUGUUUUUUUUUUCCUUUACCGAAUUUGAUGUGUUUUACCAAACAAGGUCCAUGAUUUGACUUUACUUUCUUUCUACAUUUUUUUAUCAAUACUUGGAGUUUUCCAGCAUUUGGCUUCCUAAUUUUUUAUAUUUCUAUCAAUGACAGGUCUGAAAUGCUACUAUUAUUAUUUUGAUUUAGGGCGUCGUUGUCUCUCAAUAAAAUAUUGACUGUAAUUUAUGUCAUCUGUUUUUUUAGCUUUUUUCCAUGUUUGCAUUUGGAGUCAUCCUUAUCAAUAUUUUACAGUCGACAUUUCUAAUCUGACAUUCUAGGGCUAAACUUGUCUGAGGAAUCUUGGCAUUUGGUUGAUCUUGAGCGUUAAUUCAUUAUUAUUCUCUAUUGUGUUCUUUUGAUAAUAUCUGCCAAUUAUGGAUGCAUUUACGUGGUCUCACGAUUAUCAGUUUAUUUAUCGUAUUUUUUAAUGUGUUGCAGGGCCAGCAUGAUGAGCUUGAGGCAAAAUUUUUUGAGGAGAGGGCAGCGCUGGAAGCCAAGUACCAGAAAUUCUAUGAGCCAUUGUAUACAAAGGUGCAUUCGUUUAUUCUAUUAUGUGAUCAUAAAUGUGUGGCUUAUGUGAUAUAUAAUCUUUAGUAUAACUCCUUUGUCAAUCCCCUUCAGUGUUAGUGCAUUUUCCUUUGAUACCUGAUGGCAUGGCAAGCAGCUAUGCAUGCAAUGUCAUAAUUUUUUUAACGCAACUCAUGUAUCCCGUCCUAAAAGAUCGGCACCCUUUCCUUGAUUAUUGACGCUGUACUUCAAUUUUUUACGAUUAUUUUUCAUUUUGGCAUGCAGCGGUAUGAGAUCGUGAAUGGUGUUGUUGAAGUUGAUGGUCUUUUGAGUGGAGCGGCAGACACUACUGAAGAAGGCAAAGAAACUGAUGGUACCCUAUAUUGUUUUUCCGUCUGUCUUUUAAUGAUGCAACUUUUUCUUCUCUUGAAAGUUGCAUCUGAAUUUGUUUCAGAGAAGGGUGUACCCGGUUUUUGGCUCACUGCAAUGAAAACGAAUGAAGUGCUGUCCGAGGAGGUAAAAACAAGAGAAGUUGUUAGCUUUUUUUUAACUUGAAACCAAGCAACAGCUCAGUUGUUGUCUUCGACAUCAGAUUAAGGAGCGUGAUGAAGAUGCCCUUAAGUACCUGAAAGAUAUCAAAUGGUGCAGAAUAGAUAGUCCCAAGGGUUUCAAACUUGAGUUCUUCUUUGAUACCAACCCUUAUUUCAAGAACACAAUCCUGACGAAGAUAUAUCACAUGAUUGAUGAGGAUGAACCUAUUCUAGAGAAAGCUAUCGGGUACGUUUAAGUAAUUUACUCAUUUUUAGUUUAGAAUCCUCUUGAUAUCUGAGUAAGUAUGGGUUUGUUUCAUUUCCAUCUUUCCAGGACGGACAUUGAGUGGUAUCCGGGGAAGUGUCUGACUCAAAAGAUAUUAAAAAAGAAGCCGAAGAAGGGGUCAAAGAACGCCAAACCUAUCACCAAGACAGAAAUUUGUGACAGCUUUUUCAACUUCUUCAGUCCUCCUCAAGUUCCUGACGAUGAAGAUGAACUUGAUGAAGAUAUGGUCAGUCAUAUGUCUUUCCCGCUCGAUCAAUCGGCCAACACAUCCGCCUUUCUGAUGAUUGUCUUUUUUAUCUGAACAGGCUGAAGAGCUACAGAAUCAAAUGGAAAGCGAUUAUGAUAUCGGGUAAACCCUCUCUGGCUUCACUUCAAAGAUUUACUGGGAACGGAGUAUAUUUUUCCAAAACUGGGUAACGAGUGUGUGCUGUGAUCCUGUAGGUCUACCAUCCGUGAUAAAAUAAUACCCCAUGCUGUUUCGUGGUUCACGGGAGAGGCUGCCCAGGGUGACGAGUUUGAAGUCUUGGGAGAAGAUGAGGGUGAAGACGACGAAGAAGAUGACGACGAUGAAGAGGAAGAUGAUGAUGACGAGGAUGAUGAUGAUGAUGGUACCGCCGCUCCCAAGAAGGUGGGUCUUACUCUUCUCUCUUCUUCACUCAAGGUUAGCAGCACUACUCUGGCCAAUGACACGCAUAGCUUUGAUUCUGCAGAAGAGCGGUGGAGCUGCCGCCGGGGAGCAGCAAGCUGAUCGCCCCGCUGAGUGCAAACAGCAGUAG
Molecule: messenger RNA, 3393 nt
Organism: Spirodela intermedia
Lineage: Eukaryota; Viridiplantae; Streptophyta; Magnoliopsida; Alismatales; Araceae
Source: the annotation of a GenBank genome assembly